Molecule: messenger RNA, 912 nt
Organism: Panicum virgatum (switchgrass)
Lineage: Eukaryota; Viridiplantae; Streptophyta; Magnoliopsida; Poales; Poaceae
Product: nudix hydrolase 26, chloroplastic-like
Exons: 6
Coding region: 36-713 (225 amino acids)
Biological process (GO): ribose phosphate metabolic process; nucleoside phosphate metabolic process
Cellular component (GO): chloroplast
Molecular function (GO): guanosine-3',5'-bis(diphosphate) 3'-diphosphatase activity; bis(5'-adenosyl)-pentaphosphatase activity
Source: RefSeq, a predicted model, not a curated record
ACUCCCAUCCCUCAAGUCCGAUUCCCCUGCGAUCGAUGGUGGUGGCCGCCGCAUCUGCUCGCUGCUGCUCGGUUGUGACUCCCAUCCUUCACCACAGCCGCCCCGCCGCCGCCUCCGCCUCCGCGCUCCGCCUCCCACGACGAAUCACCAGGCCGCCACUCUCCUGCUCGACCUCCGCCUCGCCGCUCGUCACCGUCGCAUCCAUGGACGCGCCGCCGCAGGGCUACCGCACCAACGUCGGCAUCUGCCUCGCCAACCCCUCCCUCACCAAGAUUUUCUCGGCUUCUAGGAUUGACAUUCCUAGCGCGUGGCAGAUGCCUCAGGGUGGUAUAGAUGCAGGGGAAGAACCCAGAGCGGCUGCUAUUAGGGAAUUGAGAGAAGAGACUGGCGUCACAUCUGCAGAGAUCGUGGCUGAGGCUCCUAACUGGUUAACAUAUGAUUUCCCGCCGGAUGUGAGAGAAAAACUGAAUGCUAGGUGGGGAACAGAUUGGAAAGGCCAGGCUCAAAAAUGGUUUUUAUUUAGAUUUACUGGAAAUGAUGAUGAGAUUAACCUUAAUGGUGAUGGAUCUGAGAAGCCAGAAUUUGCUGAAUGGACAUGGAUGACACCCCAGGAAGUUAUUGAAAAGGCAGUCGAGUUCAAAAAACCUGUAUAUGAGGAAGCACUGAAACACUUUGCCCCCUAUCUACAGUCAGAUCCAGCCUCUUCGUCGUAAAUUUGACCAGUUUGCAUAUAUUUAUUUUUAUUUGGAGUGGCCCUGUUGUACGGAAACCCCAAUUUUCUCAUGAAGUGAUGUAGGUAUGCGACUAGUAUUUUAUAAUGGAUGGCCUAUUUGGUCAGUUAUUAUGUUUGCAUUGGAUUCAUCUUUUCAUCUGUCAUGCAAACAGUUUAUGAUAGCUAUCAAAUUUAGUUUU